Puccinia graminis f. sp. tritici CRL 75-36-700-3 is the source of this 1425-nucleotide messenger RNA. Its product is annotated as 26S protease regulatory subunit 7. Gene Ontology annotation, molecular function: ATP binding; proteasome-activating activity; ATP hydrolysis activity. The record is from RefSeq and is a predicted model, not a curated record. The coding region runs from base 1 to 1425 and encodes 474 amino acids. NCBI's taxonomy places the organism in Eukaryota, Fungi, Basidiomycota, Pucciniomycetes, Pucciniales, Pucciniaceae. Gene Ontology annotation, biological process: proteasome-mediated ubiquitin-dependent protein catabolic process. The transcript is spliced from 8 exons. Gene Ontology annotation, cellular component: proteasome regulatory particle, base subcomplex.
AUGCCACCCAAACAAGAUUGGGAAAAGUCCAAAAAGACUUCAGAUGACAUUGCAGCGACUGAUGACAUCAUUGCGCUCGACGAGGGAGAUAUCCAACUUCUGAAGACCUAUGGACAAGGGCCCUACGCGCGACAACUUCGAACGAUCGAGAAAGACCUUCAGGAUCUCCAGAAACGGAUCGGCGAAAAGAUGGGUGUCAAGGAGAGUGAUACCGGCUUAGCACCCCCGAACCUCUGGGAUACGGCGGUCGAUCGAGUCCGAAUGAGCCAAGAGACUUCCUGUUUACAAGUCGCUAGGUGUACCAAGAUCAUCCGUGCACCCGAUGCAAACGCCACCCCUGAGGAUGAAGCCAGCAGACGAGCCAACGGAAGGCAACCUGCCGGUGCUGGGGCAGGCGGCAGAACUCUUCCAGGCGCUGGAAUGUCCCGUCCUAAUGCUGACGAGGAAGACAAAUACGUUAUCAAUGUUAAACAAAUCGCAAAGUUUGUCGUCGGUCUUGGUGAACAAAUGGCCCCCACAGAUAUCGAAGAGGGAAUGAGGGUUGGAGUCGAUCGAAAUAAAUACCAAAUCCAAAUCCCGCUCCCCCCAAAAAUCGAUCCCUCAGUCACGAUGAUGCAGGUCGAAGAGAAACCAGACGUGACUUAUUCAGACGUUGGAGGAUGUAAAGAGCAGAUCGAAAAACUACGUGAAGUCGUCGAGACACCACUCCUCAAUCCUGAGAAAUUCGUGGCCUUGGGGAUCGAUCCACCCAAAGGAGUGAUGCUCUUUGGCCCCCCAGGAACUGGAAAAACUCUUUGCGCGCGAGCGGUAGCCAAUCGAACCGAUGCCACAUUUAUUCGAGUCAUCGGAUCAGAGCUCGUACAGAAGUAUGUCGGAGAGGGGGCUCGAAUGGUCCGAGAGCUGUUCGAAAUGGCUCGAACCAAGAAGGCCUGUAUCAUUUUCUUCGAUGAGGUCGAUGCUAUUGGCGGGGCUCGACACGAUGAUGGUCAGGGUGGGGAUAAUGAAGUUCAGCGGACAAUGUUGGAACUCAUCAAUCAGCUCGAUGGGUUUGACCCUCGUGGAAACAUCAAAGUGAUUAUGGCAACCAAUCGGCCUGACACGCUAGAUCCAGCGCUUCUUCGACCUGGACGAUUAGACCGACGGGUGGAAUUUUCUCUCCCGGAUAACGAGGGCCGAGCCAACAUUCUCAAGAUCCAUGCCCGAUCGAUGUCAGUCGAGCGAAACAUUCGAUACGAGCUCAUUGCCAGAUUGUGUCCCAAUGCCACUGGGGCCGAGUUACGCUCGGUUUGUACUGAGGCGGGUAUGUUUGCGAUCAGGGCUCGGAGAAAGGUGGCCAAUGAGAAGGACUUCCUGGAUGCUGUGGAGAAGGUGAUCAGACAAGGAAGCAAAUUUAGCUCAACUGCUCUGUACCAAAACUAUAAUUGA